AACAAUAUAGAUUAUUGAGAUGGAUAUGAGAUAAUCUCAUUUAAUUGAGUGAAUAGCAUUAUACAAUAGGACUUAACUUGGUACAAGCUAACUUAUUUUAAGAAAGUCAGCAUCAGGAGGAGUUAACUAGUAUUGCAACUUCCUCUUCCUUUUUGCACCCCACUCAAGUGGAAGGAACAACAGCACGUUAAGCACUUUUUCACAAUCAAGGCCAAUCCAUGCCUCCAAAGAGAAAAAGAGAUGGGGGAAUGGUUUCUCCAGCCCGGGGCAGAGGACAAAAAAAGUCUCGCCACAACACUAGGCAGCAAAAGCCUGGAACUAAAGAAGUGAGAGAUAACCAACCCCCCUUCCAGCACCAGGAAUCUUCAGAGAGCGUGCCAGGGAGUGAGGCUGCACCAGAUUUGGGGGAGUUUGUGCCUGCCAACUUUGGCAAUAUUGGUUCAAGCACACCUGUAGGAGAUGCGGAGGAAAACAUCCAGCCAACAACUGUUCUUCCAACUAAGCUGUAUAAAUUGGGCAAGACCCCUAUAAGAUUAGACAGAGUCAUUUACUACUCACAAAAUUAUUCAGAUAAUCAUUUUUUACGGGAGGGUUUUCAACAUGGCUUUAAACUACAAUAUUCUGGUCCUAGAUCACCCAGGUUUUCAAAAAAUCUAACAAGUUUAGGCAGACAAUAUUCAGUUGCAGAGGAAAAGAUUUGUAAAGAGGUUACAUUGGGGAGAGUGGCAGGCCCCUUUAUAGAACCACCUUUUCCAACUUUGCAAGUUUCUCCAUUAGGCCUUGUUCCCAAGAAAGAUGGCGACUACCGCCUUAUUCACCAUUUAUCAUAUCCAGAAAAUGCUUCAAUAAAUUAUUUUAUCGACCCAGAACAGAGUUCUGUAACCUAUUCAACUAUAGAUGAUGCUGCUGACAUUAUUGCCAAAUUAGGUAGGGGGGCUUAUCUUGCCAAGUCUGAUAUCAAAUCAGCCUUUAGGUUGCUACCAAUUAAUAGCACGGAUUUCGAUUUAUUAGGUUUUUGCUUUAACGAUGCCUUCUAUUAUGACAAGAUGCUUCCAUUUGGGUGCAAGAUAAGUUGUGCAAUCUGGGACAGAUUUGCAUGCUUUCUGCAUUGGUUGACACAGAAUCGUUCACAAAAUUCCUCUAUUCUGCAUUAUCUGGAUGACUUCUUUUUCUGCGGCAGAGAGCAUUCCAUAAGCAAAAAUACCUUGGACACCUUUCUUUCCCUGUGCAGUGAUCUGGGGGUCCCAAUUGCAAAUGACAAAACAGUAUAUCCAACCCAAGUUCUUACUUUCUUGGGCAUCGAAUUUGAUACGGUGCAAAUGAUCAUGAAAUUACCAUGGGAAAAAAUUCAUGAAAUUAAACACAAAAUUCUUGACAUUAUGACUUUUAGAAAGGUAACACUUCAGCAACUUCAGUCCAUAUUGGGGCUUUUGAAUUUUGCAUGUAGAGUCAUAGCUCCAGGUAGGGCUUUCUGUCGACGACUAACCGAUGCAACAAUCGGCCUUGGCAAACCACAUCACCAUACCCGGGUAACAUUAGAAAUGAAAGCUGACCUCCAAGUCUGGCUCACCUUCCUUCAAUCUUUUAAUGGUAUAUCAGUCAUUACAAAGAGCAUAUGGGUCAAUAACGACACUCUCGAACUUUACACUGACAGUGCAGGGGGAGACUCGGGGGGUUUUGGUAUAUUUUUUGCAGGCAAGUGGGCAUAUGCUCAGUGGCCCAGUAGUUGGUUGGCACAAGGCCUAACCCGAGACAUGACUUUUUUAGAGCUCUUCCCAGUCCAAGUAGCUAUUGAAGUAUGGAAGCAUCAAUUUGCCAACUACAGAAUCUUGUUUUACAUUGACAAUAUGGCAGUGGUACAUGUUAUCAACAAAACAACAUCAAGGUCACCUAGGGUCAUGAAAAUUGUAAGAAAACUGGUUCUAACAUGUCUCAAGCAUAACAUCUUAAUUAAAGCAAGACACAUACCAUCUAAGCUAAAUUCUAUCGCGGAUUGUCUCUCUCGUUCACAGUGGGGCAAAUUCCGACGACUAGCACCAACAGCAGAUCCAUGGCCAGCACCACUUCCCAAGAACAUUUGGGAAAUUUAAAAAGUGAGGCAAACAGGCUUAUCCAGGGUUCCCUCUCAGUCAACACAUACAAAGCUUAUCAAGGGGCUUUUACCAGUUUCAAAAAAUUCUUGAGUAACUGUGGGAUUGCAAUGGUUUUUCCUAUUCCCAUUGACCACUUGCUUAAUUUUAUUGCUCAUUUGUCCAUUUCAGGUACAGCUUAUAGAACAGCUGCAUUAUACAUUAGUGCCCUAUCAUAUUUUCACAAAUUAAGAGGCAUACAGGAUAAUACUCAAUCAUUCAUCGUCAAAAAAGCCUUGCAGGGUCUGCACAAAAAGCGAGGUAACCCUGUAGAUCCACGAAUCCCAUUAACCAUAUCUAUUUUGCAACGUGUAGUAUCAGCAUUGCCAUCAGUCUGUAGAUCACCAUAUGAGGCAGCAUUAUUUUCCACAAUUUUUUCAAUUGCAUAUCACGGCUUGCUUAGGGUUAGUGAAGUCUUGUCUAUCCAUAGGGCACACAUUUCCCUUACUAAGAACAAUGUCAGCAUUCUAAUUCCAAGGUCUAAAACUGACCAAAUUGGAAAUACAACUACGUUGCAGAUUUCCAAACAUGCCAAUUCUGAUACUUGUCCAGUGCAAUGGGUACUCAAGUUUUUACGGUUGCGCCCUAACAGUGACUCCACCUUAUUUUUCAUCCAUAUGGAUUACAAACAUGUAACAAGAUACCAGUUUAAUUGCAUGCUACAGAAAACACUUAAAUUUAAUGACAUUCAGGGACAUUUUAGGCCACAUAGCUUCAGAAUUGGGAGAGCCACAGAUAUGGCAAAACAAGGGGUUUCAGAUUCAGAAAUUAAAUCUUUGGGAAGGUGGGAGUCAAAUGCUUUUCAAAACUACAUAAGAUUAUAAUGUAAUGGUUUGUUGAAUGGAAUACAGGCUAAUUUGCCAAAAGUAUUCCAGGUUUCAAGACAGUUUGGAUAGUAGGAUCGUCUAUACCUUUUUGGGCUGGUGAAGAGGCACGGAGGAGACCGGGCGGAAAGAACCUCAAUCUAGGGGUUGACAUCUUUUGGAAGGGGAUAAGAGGGCUAAAAUGGCAAGACCUCGACAAACUGAUAACAGAAGAACUCAAACAUCAACCACAACCAGAUGUAUUGGUUAUUCAUGCUGGGUCAAACGAUCUAACAACAGCUGGCAAUACUGCACUUAGAUUUGCACAUGAAAUUCAAUGUAGCUUGUAUCGCUACAAUGCAUUGCUACCAAAAACUUUGCUCAUUUGGUCAACAAUGCUUCCCCGUCUUUACUGGCAUGGUGCACCUCUAGGUAAGGGUGGCGCUAAGAUCGAUCUAAAAAGACGCAAGGUUAAUAAGGCUAUUAAGAAAUUUGUUACCUCUCAAGUUAACGGAGCUUGCAUUGUUCAUGACAGAAAUAUAAACGUCCAUCAAACCAGUUUAUUUAGGUAUGACGGAACUCAUCUAGCCGAAAGUGGAAAUCAAGCUUACUUAAAUAACAUACAGGGUGGUUUGGAAUUUAUUUUGGGGGGAAAGGGCAAAAUCUUCCCUACGCAAUAGUUUGCAGAAUCUUGUCACUUGUGGUUGGUUCCUAUAACCUGUCAUUCAUUUAGGAGAUAGAUACUCUCUAGAGCAAUUGGUGGGGAACAUCAUAUCGAUGUUUGUGGCGGGGUCAAGGGAGACAUCAUCCCUGUACAAGCUUAACCUGUUGUCUCUGCCCAUCUGCAUCAAAGCAUGAGGGAUGUCUCAUGGCUGUGUGUUAACAUGGAAGUUAAAUGCCAUUGAGCAAAUGUGUGGAAUAACUGGAAACUGCUUGGGGUCUGCAGCAUUUCAGUGCUCAGACCCCCUCUACCUCUAUAAAAGGAGGAGAGGCUACAGGCUGGGUGGUGUGAAAGUUCUAAACCAGGUAGCAAGCCAGAGACAGGGUGUAAAAGCUGUGCAGCUUGUGUGCCUAGCCACCAUGCGUGUUAGGCAUGGGGUUUCCUUGGCACUCGCAUCAAAGCGAGGCCACUAGUUUGCCCAUUGGUUUAUGGUAUCCUAGUUGUCUCCCUUGACUCCUACUAAUUUUUGCGGCCAGUAUCAUCCAACACUGGUGUAUUGUGUUUUUAUGAUGUCAUUGCUCAAUAAAUUCAUGUAAAGUACCAAUUGGUGUUUAUUUUUCAUUCUCACUAGUGGCUGAAAGAUAAUUCAAUAAUAUUGUGAAAAGGCAGACAAAGCAAACUAUCUUGGCUGCAAUCUUCAAUUAAUAUAGAUUAUUGAGAUGGAUAUGAGAUAAUCUCAUUUAAUUGAGUGAAUAGCAUUAUACAAUAGGACUUAACUUGGUACAAGCUAACUUAUUUUAAGAAAGUCAGCAUCAGGAGGAGUUAACUAGUAUUGCAACUUCCUCUUCCUUUUUGCACCCCACUCAAGUGGAAGGAACAACAGCACGUUACCCACCCACCCUCCCCAUAUUUUGAAAAAGUUAAGUAAACCAUCAAUUUGUUUUACUUUGGUCAAAUAAUCUGCGCCAAGUAUGUUAUAUUUUUAGGUAAAUCGCAGGGCGUGGAUUCAGUUAAGCUGAGCCUGUUUUUGUACUUGCAUAGGACUGCUCAUAUGACGAUAGUUGCACCUUGCUAAUUGCCAACCAGUCAACGAAAGAGGACUAUUGAAUAAAUAUCCAGAUAAUUUUUCUUUUCUUACAUUUGUCGCAAUUUUAAGGGGGAGGAGUCAGGGAAACAUUAAGGCCAAUAAGUGUACAAGCUUAACCUGUUGUCUCUGCCCAUCUGCAUCAAAGCAUGAGGGAUGUCUCAUGGCUGUGUGUUAACAUGGAAGUUAAAUGCCAUUGAGCAAAUGUGUGGAAUAACUGGAAACUGCUUGGGGUCUGCAGCAUUUCAGUGCUCAGACCCCCUCUACCUCUAUAAAAGGAGGAGAGGCUACAGGCUGGGUGGUGUGAAAGUUCUAAACCAGGUAGCAAGCCAGAGACAGGGUGUAAAAGCUGUGCAGCUUGUGUGCCUAGCCACCAUGCGUGUUAGGCAUGGGGUUUCCUUGGCACUCGCAUCAAAGCGAGGCCACUAGUUUGCCCAUUGGUUUAUGGUAUCCUAGUUGUCUCCCUUGACUCCUACUAAUUUUUGCGGCCAGUAUCAUCCAACACUGGUGUAUUGUGUUUUUAUGAUGUCAUUGCUCAAUAAAUUCAUGUAAAGUACCAAUUGGUGUUUAUUUUUCAUUCUCACUAGUGGCUGAAAGAUAAUUCAAUAAUAUUGUGAAAAGGCAGACAAAGCAAACUAUCUUGGCUGCAAUCUUCAAUUAAUAUAGAUUAUUGAGAUGGAUAUGAGAUAAUCUCAUUUAAUUGAGUGAAUAGCAUUAUACAAUAGGACUUAACUUGGUACAAGCUAACUUAUUUUAAGAAAGUCAGCAUCAGGAGGAGUUAACUAGUAUUGCAACUUCCUCUUCCUUUUUGCACCCCACUCAAGUGGAAGGAACAACAGCACGUUACCCACCCACCCUCCCCAUAUUUUGAAAAAGUUAAGUAAACCAUCAAUUUGUUUUACUUUGGUCAAAUAAUCUGCGCCAAGUAUGUUAUAUUUUUAGGUAAAUCGCAGGGCGUGGAUUCAGUUAAGCUGAGCCUGUUUUUGUACUUGCAUAGGACUGCUCAUAUGACGAUAGUUGCACCUUGCUAAUUGCCAACCAGUCAACGAAAGAGGACUAUUGAAUAAAUAUCCAGAUAAUUUUUCUUUUCUUACAUUUGUCGCAAUUUUAAGGGGGAGGAGUCAGGGAAACAUUAAGGCCAAUAAGUGUACAAGCUUAACCUGUUGUCUCUGCCCAUCUGCAUCAAAGCAUGAGGGAUGUCUCAUGGCUGUGUGUUAACAUGGAAGUUAAAUGCCAUUGAGCAAAUGUGUGGAAUAACUGGAAACUGCUUGGGGUCUGCAGCAUUUCAGUGCUCAGACCCCCUCUACCUCUAUAAAAGGAGGAGAGGCUACAGGCUGGGUGGUGUGAAAGUUCUAAACCAGGUAGCAAGCCAGAGACAGGGUGUAAAAGCUGUGCAGCUUGUGUGCCUAGCCACCAUGCGUGUUAGGCAUGGGGUUUCCUUGGCACUCGCAUCAAAGCGAGGCCACUAGUUUGCCCAUUGGUUUAUGGUAUCCUAGUUGUCUCCCUUGACUCCUACUAAUUUUUGCGGCCAGUAUCAUCCAACACUGGUGUAUUGUGUUUUUAUGAUGUCAUUGCUCAAUAAAUUCAUGUAAAGUACCAA
Ostrea edulis (European flat oyster) is the source of this 6277-nucleotide messenger RNA. RefSeq lists its product as uncharacterized. The record is from RefSeq and is a predicted model, not a curated record. Gene Ontology annotation, biological process: DNA recombination; DNA integration. Lineage: Eukaryota; Metazoa; Mollusca; Bivalvia; Ostreida; Ostreidae. The transcript is spliced from 2 exons. Bases 219 to 2090 code for a protein of 623 amino acids. Gene Ontology annotation, molecular function: DNA binding.